Molecule: messenger RNA, 1248 nt
Organism: Rangifer tarandus platyrhynchus (Svalbard reindeer)
Lineage: Eukaryota; Metazoa; Chordata; Mammalia; Artiodactyla; Cervidae
Source: the annotation of a GenBank genome assembly
AUGCUGCGAGGAACCUUCCAGCGCGCCGGGGCGUGGCUGAGGGGGCUGCGCCGCGGGCCCCGGGGCCCCGCCGAGAGCGCCCGGAGGGGCGUCGUCUCCUGCAUCGACCCUUCCAUGGGACUAAAUGAAGAGCAGAAAGAGUUCCAGAAAGUGGCCUUCAACUUUGCUGCCCGCGAGAUGGCACCGCACAUGGCAGAGUGGGACCAGAAGGAGCUGUUCCCUGUGGACAUGAUGCGGAAGGCAGCGCAGCUGGGCUUUGGGGGGGUGUACAUUCAGACAGACGUUGGAGGGGCGGGCCUCUCGCGGCUGGACGCCUCCGUCAUCUUUGAAGCCUUGGCCACGGGCUGCACCAGCACCACGGCCUACAUGAGCAUCCACAACAUGUGCGUCUGGAUGAUCGACCGCUUCGGGAGUGAGGAGCAGCGGCAGCGGCUGUGCCCGCCGCUCUGCGCCAUGGAGAUGUUCGCCUCAUACUGCCUCACCGAGCCAGGGAGUGGGAGCGAUGCCGCCUCCCUCGUGACCUCUGCUGUGCGACAACAGGAUCAUUACAUCCUCAAUGGCUCCAAGGCCUUCAUCAGUGGUGGCGGUGAAGCUGACAUAUACGUAGUCAUGUGCCGCACAGGAGGGCCGGGCCCCAGAGGCAUCUCUUGUGUAGUGGUGGAGAAGGGGACCCCUGGCCUCAGCUUCGGCAAGAAGGAGAAAAAGGUGGGGUGGAACUCACAGCCGACCCGAGCGGUGAUCUUUGAAGACUGUGCCGUCCCGGUGGCCAACAGGAUCGGGGACGAGGGCCAGGGCUUCCUCAUCGCCAUGAAGGGUCUGAAUGGAGGGAGGAUCAAUGUCGCCUCCUGCUCCCUGGGAGCCGCUCACGCCUCACUCGUCCUCGCUCGAGACUACCUCAAGGUCCGGGAGCAGUUUGGACAGCCUCUGGCCAAUAACCAGUACCUGCAGUUCCAGCUGGCCGAGAUGGCGGCCCGGCUGGUGGCCUCCCGGCUGAUGAUCCGCACCGCGGCCAUGGCUCUGCAGGAGGAGCGGGAGGACGCGGUGGUCCUGUGCUCCAUGGCCAAACUCUUCGCCACAGACGAAUGCUUUGCGAUCUGCAACCAGGCCCUGCAGAUGCACGGCGGCUAUGGCUACCUGAAAGACUACGCCAUCCAGCAGUACGUGCGGGACUCCCGGGUCCAUCAGAUCCUUGAAGGCAGCAACGAAGUGAUGCGGAUGCUGAUCUCGAGGAGCCUGCUACAGGAGUAG